Messenger RNA from Penicillium lagena, 2640 nucleotides. RefSeq names its product Kha1p. Gene Ontology annotation, molecular function: antiporter activity. The record is from RefSeq and is a predicted model, not a curated record. Gene Ontology annotation, biological process: proton transmembrane transport. Gene Ontology annotation, cellular component: membrane. Bases 1 to 2640 code for a protein of 879 amino acids. The transcript is spliced from 2 exons. Lineage: Eukaryota; Fungi; Ascomycota; Eurotiomycetes; Eurotiales; Aspergillaceae.
AUGGCAUCCACCACCACCUCCUCUGCGCCUGCGGUGACAACCACCGCGCGCGCCAACCCGCAGGGCGUGCUGGAUGGCGGCAACCCGGCCCACUAUGAUCCGAAAAACCCCAUCCUGGUGUUCAUCAUCCAGAUGGGCAUCAUCAUCAUUCUUUGCCGCCUGAUUCACUGGCCGCUGUCAAAGAUUCGUCAGCCGCGAGUCAUUGCCGAGGUUAUCGCUGGAAUCAUCCUGGGCCCCUCCGUGAUGGGCCGCAUCCCCGGCUUCACAGACACCAUUUUCCCUUCCGAAAGCACGCCGGCCCUGAGCGUGGUGGCGAACCUGGGCCUCGUGCUGUUCUUGUUCCAGGUUGGGCUGGAGACCGACCUGCGUUUUUUAAUGAGCCACUGGCGUGUGGCUUUUGGGGUCUCCGCAGCGGGCAUGGUCCUGCCAUUCGGGCUCGGAUGCGCCAUCUCCUACGGGCUGUACAAUGCCUUCCGGAAUGAUCCCGGCACCGUGCCCAUCCAGUUUGGCACCUAUCUACUGUUCAUCGGUAUUGCCAUGGCCAUCACCGCUUUCCCCGUGCUGUGCCGCAUCUUGACGGAGUUGAAGCUGCUCGACACCCGCGUCGGCGUGAUUGUCUUGUCCGCUGGAGUGGGCAAUGAUGUGGUGGGUUGGAUCCUGCUUGCCCUGUGCGUCGCUCUGGUCAAUGCCGGCAGCGGCAUCACCGCGCUGUAUGUGUUGCUUGUAGCCGUUGGCUACAUGCUCCUCUUAAUCUUCGGCUUCCGGCCUCUGUUUUACCGCUUCCUCGAACGAACGGGCAGUUUGCAGAAAGGACCCAGCCAGUCCGUCGUGACCUUGACCCUGUUGAUUACACUUGUGUCGGCCUUUUUCACCCAGGCCAUUGGCAUCCAUGCGAUUUUCGGCGGCUUCGUCAUCGGCCUCAUGUGUCCACAUAAAGGAGGCUUUGCCAUCAAACUGACAGAAAAGAUCGAAGAUGUGGUGGCCGCCUUGUUCCUUCCCCUGUAUUUCACCCUGUCGGGUCUCAGCACCAAUCUGGGAUUACUCAAUACCGGGACCGUCUGGGGCUACGUGGUUGGUGUGAUCGCCAUUGCUUUCACGGCCAAGGUCGCUGGUGGAACGUUGGCAUCCCGGUAUAGUGGGCUCCUCUGGCGGGAGAGCUUCUCGGUCGGCGUGUUGAUGAGCUGCAAGGGUCUGGUGGAGCUGAUUGUCUUGAAUAUUGGCUUGCAAGCAAAGAUUCUCAGCACGCGCACUUUUACCAUAUUUGUGGUGAUGGCCCUGAUCACCACUUUCAUCACCACUCCCCUGACCACCCUGCUCUACCCGGCAUGGUAUCAAGUCAAAGCCGAGCGAUGGAGGCGUGGGGAGAUCGACUGGGAUGACAAUGCUAUUCCGACUGAUAGCCGCUCAGAUAGUGUUUCUGCUGCCAAAGAUCAGCUGAAAUCCGUUCCCGUUCGAAAGUUACUGGUAUAUCUGCGGUUGGAUGGCCUCUCGGGCAUUUGCACUUUGGCAGCUCUUCUCAGUCCCAAUACUGGAACUGCACGGUCGUCACCACGAGUGCAUCCGACGAAAGUGUUGCAAGUGACUGAGCAGGUGGUUGAGGAUGCCGAUACCCCGUCCGAAGAGAACGAAGACGGAACUCUUCGCGUGCAAGGCGUGCGACUGAUGGAACUGACAGAUCGCGACUCCAGUGUCAUGAAAGUGGCUGCGGCCGGCGAGCAUGCCCUGUGGGAUCCCGUCAUCAAUACUUUCCGCGCCUUUGGCGAGUGGCAUGAUUUGUCGCUCAUGGCUGGCGUUUCAGUUGUCCCAGAGCAUUCAUACGCGGAGACGUUCAUUGGCAUGGCAAAUCAAAAUACCGGAGACUUUCUUCUUCUGCCAUGGAGCGAGACGGGUACAUUGGCAGAUCCCCAGAACGGCCUGGAAGUUGACGUGGCGGGCCGCUUUGCGAAUGCAGCCUACGCACGCUUUGUCUCUGACAUUUUGGAGCGGGUGUCCAACCAUGUUGGCAUCCUUAUUGAGCGCAGCCCCGAGGCCCGUGCCGGAAAACGCCCAGACGCCAAACGCCCCGCGAGCGCCAUGAGCAUUCAGAAGUCUGCUUGGGCUCGACCUGCCCUCGGGAGCCAGUUCCAUCACAUCGUUCUUCCAUUCUUCGGUGGUCAGGACGAUCGAUUCGCCCUUCGCUUUGUCCUACAAUUGGCCCAGCACGACCAGGUGACGGCAACCAUCAUCCAAUUCCCGGCGUCCAGUGCAGCAUCCGGAUCCACCGGAGAUCAUCAAAGCGACCUGGUCCUUUUCGAGACCCUGCGUGACUCCCUUCCAGAAGAACUGAGUGAGCGCGUUGUGUUCCAGCGAUCGACUGCGUCAGGCACAAUCAGUGAUACGGCCGCAGUGACUCUUGCAGCGGUCCGGACAGAGCUAGGUCAGGCGUCCCGCAAGGCCAAUAACAUUGUCGUAGUUGGACGACAUCGUGGUGCAGUCGAGACGAUCGAGGAGUCUUCUUUGGAUGAUGGUAUCGGCCAUGAUACUCGUCGGGCGUUGGGACCAGUGGCUACCACCAUGCUGCACCCGGACAGCCAGAUCAAUGGCAGCGUUUUGGUGCUUCAAGCAACCGCUGAUUCUGCAUUUCCCGGCCAGUACCAGUGA